Perkinsus marinus ATCC 50983 is the source of this 1437-nucleotide messenger RNA. Its product is annotated as pentatricopeptide repeat-containing protein, putative. Gene Ontology annotation, biological process: tRNA modification. Gene Ontology annotation, molecular function: protein binding; tRNA (guanine(46)-N7)-methyltransferase activity. The transcript has 16 exons. The record is from RefSeq and is a predicted model, not a curated record. Bases 1 to 1437 code for a protein of 478 amino acids. Lineage: Eukaryota; Perkinsozoa; Perkinsida; Perkinsidae.
AUGAAGAUCCGCUUCGGCCUUAUCCAGAAGUUGGCCUCGGGUGAGAAGAUCAAUAAGAUCGGUCAAGGGAAAAAGAACAAAAAAAAUCAACAAAAACGCGACAAAAAAGUCGAUGUAAUGCCCUUCAACAAGAAGCUCACUCGAGCGGCCGAAAGAAAAGAAUUGGUGACGGCUCUGGGAAUUAUGGAUAGUAUUAAGAAAGCUGGAGGUCGACCUGAUAAACAUACCUAUGCUAACAUCAUCAACGUAUGCGUUCGAUGCGACGAUAUUACUAAGGCGGAAGAGUUUCUGGCGGAGAUGCGUGACUCGGUGGGUCCCUCUGUGGUUCCGAUGACUACUAUGCUGAAGGGGUAUGCUAGUGAAGGAAUGAGAGAUAAAGCUGUCGAGUUGUUGGAAGAAAUGAUGAAGACGAAAAUUGCUAAUGGGCGUUCUGUGAGUGCGUUCCUAAGGGGCUGCCUCAGACAUGGAUGGUAUGAGGCUGCGGUAGCGGCAUAUAAGAAGGCUAGUGAGAAGGGGAUCCUUGAAGACGGUUGUCGUAACAUAUACGCCAGGAUUCUCUCCUUAGCCGGUCGGAGCUCGGAAGCCAUCGCUCUAGAAGGCCUUACUGGAAGUACAUUAGCAUCGAUAGCGACAACCAUGGCGAUCACUAGUGGCGCCGACAAGGAGGCUGCUGAUGCUGCUAUAAAGCGAGCUGAAGGGAAGUUAAGCGAAGAGGAGAAGAGAGCUGACGGACUCAAAAAUAAAUUCGGAGAUCACUUGAUUGCUGAGGCCCGACGAGAUUUGAAUGCCGCGAAGAAAUUCCUGGCGAGCGACACUUCUGUUAAUAUCAAACCAUCUUUUGCGCGCUUUUUAUAUCUACCAAAGUCCACUGAAAAUGACUCUAUUGAACAGCGAAUUUUGCAAGGAUGGAAAGGAAUUGGAAUCGAGCAAGUGGUUGACAACGUUGAGGAGUUCGCGGCGAAUAUGAUGCCUAAGAUGCUGAAUAAUGGGAAGUUGAAAAUCACCGAUGACGAUCGCGGCGUAUGCCUUGAAGUUGGUAGUGGCUCCGGAGACUGGGUACUCUCGCGAGCAAAGCGUGAUUGGUCUCAACAGUGGAUUGCCGCUGAGUUCAAAUUCGACAGGUGUGCAUCGAUUCGGCAGAAGUGCUUGUUAGAAGGCCCUAGAAAUGUUCAUAUCAUUGGUGGAGACGCUCGAGAAUGUUUACCGAUGUUGUUGCCGUUGAGCUGCGUGUCUGAGGUUCAUAUUAAUUUUCCGGAGCCGCCAGUAUGGCAUGAUGCUUGUGCGAGAGAAGAUAAGUCCUAUCGUAACCUCAUCGACUCAAGAAGAAGCCAACGGCGUGGUCAGCUGUAUAUGCUGGCUUGCGGCUUUUGCUGCAUUCUCAUUAUCGCCCUUACGGUUCUGCUCCUCAUCUUGCUAUUCGGUCGAUCUCAUUUGUGA